GUGGCAGGAAUAACUUUUAAAGUAGUCAAUUUUUCGUGAAAAGGGAAAGUGCAAUUCAUAAACACCCACCAAUGGAGAAACCAAGAAUUUGGAAGAGUCAAAAAGAAUGAGAGAAACACGAAACCCCUUUUUAAAUUUAACCCACCAUUUUUCUUGAGCUAUAAAACCUUAUCACACACUCACAUUUUCUCUCUGUUCUUACACACAAUUUACAGUGAGUCAAAUUGAAGAUUCAGUCAAAGGAGAGAGAGAAAGGAAAUAACCAUGGAUUGCUUGCAGUCUCACAGAAAGGAGAUGGUGGGCAUUGCAGUUGCUCUUGCUGCCAUUGGUGUUGGCACUUUCUAUUAUCUUUACAAAUCUAAGUCCAAAUCUAAACGUUGUUUGGACUCUGAAAUGUUCAAGGAAUUUAAGCUUGUGAAACGCACUGAGCUAAGUCAUAAUGUUGCGAAGUUCAGAUUUGCUCUUCCCACAUCAGAUUCAGUUUUGGGUCUUCCAAUUGGUCAGCAUAUAAGUUGCAGAGGAAAAGAUGCUAAUGGUGAGGAUGUCACCAAACCUUAUACACCAACAACAUUGGAUUCAGAUGUUGGGUAUUUUGAGUUAGUUAUAAAGAUGUAUCCACAAGGAAGAAUGUCACACCAUUUUCGUGAAAUGCAAGAAGGUGAUUACCUGGCUGUUAAAGGCCCCAAGGGACGUUUUAAGUAUCAGCCUGGGCAAGUUAGAGCUUUUGGUAUGCUUGCUGGAGGUACAGGAAUUACUCCAAUGUUUCAGGUCAUUAGAGCUAUAUUAGAGAAUCCAACUGACACAACCAAACUUCAAUUAGUUUAUGCAAAUGUCACGUAUGAGGAUAUUCUUUUGAAGGAAGAGCUAGAUAGUUUUGCCCACAAUUUCCCUGACCGAUUCUCUCUAUACUAUGUCCUGAAUCAGCCACCUGAAGAAUGGACUGGUGGAGUUGGAUUCGUAUCUGCGGAAAUGAUACAGGAUCAUUGCCCUGCACCUGCCUCUGACAUUCAGAUCUUGAGGUGUGGACCGCCACCAAUGAACAAAGCCAUGGCUGCUCAUCUUGGAGCUCUAGGAUACACUUCUGACAUGCAAUUUCAGUUCUGAUGCAACCUAUCUACAUAAUAGAAGUAUCAUUGUUCCCCAUUAUUUCUUUGGCCCCCUCCCACGGGACUUAGAGGUCUAAUACAUAAUUUUUUAGUCGUCGAGGACAAAAUUGAUGCAACUUUGAUGAGCCUCAUUUUGAAUGCUGAUUGAUGCAGAUAAACUUUGCUUAAAGCUUAAUUUGAAUCAGAUAUUCUUCUAUA
Molecule: messenger RNA, 1304 nt
Organism: Beta vulgaris subsp. vulgaris (sugar beet)
Lineage: Eukaryota; Viridiplantae; Streptophyta; Magnoliopsida; Caryophyllales; Amaranthaceae
Product: NADH--cytochrome b5 reductase 1
Exons: 9
Coding region: 265-1104 (279 amino acids)
Biological process (GO): electron transport chain
Molecular function (GO): cytochrome-b5 reductase activity, acting on NAD(P)H
Source: RefSeq, a predicted model, not a curated record